AUUUAUUCAUUAGACUGGGUCAUAUGAAACUGGAAUAUCUGGAAUACACUUCCUUACUGAAAUAUCCGUAAUUUGAACUCUUGGACUUCAGUAUUACCGAGUUUGAUAGAGACUCAAAGGUAUUGACGUUCAUUACCACGUUUAAGAAGAGAUGGACGCCGUGGUGAAGAAGUCUCUGGGUGCUCCUCUCCGACAGCUGACCAGCUGCUUUACGGGGAACCAGGAUGGAUUUAGCCGGAAAAGCAAGAGCGUGCGCCGGAAGAGCGCCCCCUGCUGCUACGGUCAGACAGCACAUGACUCGUCCUGGUUAAGGACUUACCAGGCAGAACUUCACAGGGAAAGGAAAUUAAGGCAAGUCAAGUGUGCGCAGAAGAACGCAGAAAGAGCCGCAAUGAGGAUUCAUCACAGAAGUCCACACCAAUUCACAAAGGCACCGGUUCAGAGGGCAAACCUAAAAAGCAAGACCGCCACCAAAAAUGACAACUCUCUUUUUGGUGCCUUCCAAGGGCUCAGCCUCAGCAUGAGUGGAGCUGGAGCACAAACAUCAGCGAGUGCAGAUCCAUGUAAAGUCAUGUGAAGACAGAAGAAAAACAUUUCAAAUGACUCUGAUGGUGUUACAUCUUAUUAUCCUUAUCCAGUUUAUUCCUGGUCACCAAGAAGAAUUUACUGGAAAAUGCUGGAAAUAAUAAUAAAUAUCUCAAUUCAAAUAGGCUAUUUGAGGUGAAUUUAUGACCUGCAGAUGCUACAUUCCAGGAAUAUAAUCUGAUUAUGAUAUUUCAUGAUUAUUAUAGGUCAUGAGACCUCAUUGAAAAUCAGGAUUUAAA
This is a messenger RNA of Rhinichthys klamathensis goyatoka, 824 nucleotides long. RefSeq lists its product as uncharacterized. Lineage: Eukaryota; Metazoa; Chordata; Actinopteri; Cypriniformes; Leuciscidae. The coding region runs from base 152 to 577 and encodes 141 amino acids. The record is from RefSeq and is a predicted model, not a curated record. The transcript is spliced from 3 exons.